AUGACCGAGCCCACGGGCACGCAGCGCGACGACCUGAUCUCGCAGUUUUGUGCCGUCACCGGCACUGGUCCUCAAGAGGCUGAGACAGCACUCCAAGCCACCGAGUGGAAUGUUGAGAACGCCGUCACCAUGUUCUACGCUUCCCAGGAUCAGCCCGACGAGCAGGAUGAUGACGAAUCCACACCCGCACAAGCCCCUCCGGGCUACACUGGCCCUCGCACACUCAGCGGCGCCCCGGCCCCCGCCGCUGAUGAGCCCGAAUCAUCCAGAUCCUCCUCCGGCGCUCGUGGCCAGCAGCGUGGGAGCGCACGCGGCGGUCUCAGGACGUUGAAGGACAUCCAAAGCGAGGGCGCGUCCCAAGGUCAUGCGCAUGGCCACGAUGAUGACGAUGAUGAAGAAGACCAGGAUUUCUUUGCCGGUGGAGAAAAAUCCGGUCUAGCCGUCCAGAACCCGAACAGUGGCCCCAGUACCCGCGACCAGAUCAACAGCAUCCUCGACCGCGCUAGGAGGAAUAUGCCGCGCCCCGGUAGCGAGGACGAGCAGCAGCCUGCCCGCCCAACCCACUUUAGAGGCCAAGGCCAAACCCUCGGUGGCGACGAGGAACCCUCUCGCGUCAUUCCGGACCCUCUUGCCGGCGCAAGCGCUCCUCGUCGCCUUGAACGCGUCCGCCGUGUUAUGCACCUCUGGCGCGAUGGCUUUUCGAUCGACGAUGGUCGCCUCUACCGCUACGACGACCCCGCAAACGCUGGCCUGCUGGAGAUGAUCAACAGCGGACGUGCCCCGCUUGAUAUCUUGGACGUCGAGCACAACCAAGAGGUUGACCUGGAGGUCCAGCCACACAGGGAAGAGGAUUACGUGGCUCCCAAGCCGAAGUACAAGCCUUUUUCUGGUUCGGGCCAGAGGCUGGGCAGUCCCACCCCUGGUGCGACCAGCGGAAGCUCCACGCCUACCCCCGCUGCUGCUCCUGCUGCCACUGCGUCGGGCUCGGCCGCGCCUCAGGCUCCUGCCGUUCAGGUCGAUGACUCGCAACCCACGCUCACCAUGCAGAUCCGCCUCGGUGAUGGAACCCGCCUGCAGUCUCGCUUCAACACGUCGCACACCAUCGGUGACCUCUACGAGUUCGUCAACAGGGCCAGCCCCGCGAGCUUGGAGCGUGAAUAUGCGCUCAUGACUACAUUCCCCAGCAAGGAGCUCAACGAGAAGGCGCUGGUGCUGGGCGACAUGUCGGAGUUCAAGCGCGGCGGUGUCGUGGUGCAGAAGUGGAAAUAG
Messenger RNA from Diplodia corticola, 1269 nucleotides. RefSeq names its product cdc48-dependent protein degradation adaptor protein. Gene Ontology annotation, cellular component: nucleus; cytosol. The transcript has 3 exons. Gene Ontology annotation, biological process: autophagosome assembly; membrane fusion; Golgi organization. The record is from RefSeq and is a predicted model, not a curated record. NCBI's taxonomy places the organism in Eukaryota, Fungi, Ascomycota, Dothideomycetes, Botryosphaeriales, Botryosphaeriaceae. Bases 1 to 1269 code for a protein of 422 amino acids. Gene Ontology annotation, molecular function: ubiquitin binding.